This is a messenger RNA of Chenopodium quinoa (quinoa), 2316 nucleotides long. RefSeq lists its product as uncharacterized. The coding region runs from base 347 to 1927 and encodes 526 amino acids. Gene Ontology annotation, cellular component: plasma membrane; plasmodesma. NCBI's taxonomy places the organism in Eukaryota, Viridiplantae, Streptophyta, Magnoliopsida, Caryophyllales, Amaranthaceae. The transcript has 9 exons. The record is from RefSeq and is a predicted model, not a curated record.
ACUUAGCUCUUUUCUCAAAAUUAUUUAACAUAAUAUCAUCAUGUUUUUUUUUUCUAUCAUCAACACGGAAACGCGUCUUAAGAACAUAAAAUCAAGACAGAUAUUAAUUACCAAUAUACUAUGCAAAAUACACAUUUCUUUUCUUUUCAGAAAACACCCAAAAACAAAACAAAAAAAACGAAAACAUAAAACACCAAUUAACUACCCACAACAUAGCACAUACAUUGCCAUUUUCCUCAUUUCUUGUUCUUGUUCUUCUCUUUCUCUCUCCUCCUCUGUUUCUCUCUUUCUCUCUCUAAGAAAACAAACAAAAAAAAGAAAAAAAAAAUUCAAAGCUUUCUAAAUAAUGUCAUAUGUAAACAGAUCAAUUCUCAUAUUCUUCACCCUUUUAUUCUUUUUCUUCACAUUUUCCAAUGCAUUUCAAGAUUUGGGUUCUUCUUCUUCCUCUCAAGGGGUAAUUAAUAAUAGGAGGUCUGUUGCUGAAAAUACAACAGAAGGAAAUUCUUCAUUGAAAUUGGCUGCUCACAACACUUACAGAAGGGACCCACUUAAUCAUUUUCAUCGCUACACUGGUGGUUGGAAUAUCACCGAUAAACAUUACUGGGCUUCUGUGGCUUUCACAGCAGUCCCAUUCUUCGUUGUUGCUCUAGUGUGGUUUUUGAUUUUUGGGUUAAGUUUGAUAUGCACCUGCCUAUACUUCUGCUGUUGUCGAAAAGCUCCUUAUGGGUAUUCUCGAGUCUGUUAUGCACUUUCGCUCAUUUGCCUGGUACUUUUCACCAUUGCUGCUAUUAUUGGUUGUAUAUUUCUCUAUACUGGCCAGCAAAAGUUCCAUAAUAGUACCGCAACGACACUGCGUUAUGUUGUAGAUCAAGCAAAUUAUACUGUUGAAAACCUUAACAAUGUCUCACAUUAUCUCGACGAGGCAAAAAACAUUGGUGUGGGGCAGAUGAGGCUACCAGAAACUCUCCAGAACAAGAUCAGUGAUAUUCAGACGAAGAUGAGUUCUGCUGCCAAUACUCUUGAAUCGCGAACCAAUGAAAACUCUAAAAAAAUUCGGCGGGUCUUAGAUUUUGUGAGAUUAGCCCUGAUUAUUCUUGCAGCAGUAAUGCUUUUACUGGCAUUUGUCGGAUUCUUGCUGUCAAUUUUUGGAGUGCAAUGUCUCGUGUACACACUGGUCAUUGUAGGUUGGCUUCUGGUGACAAUAACAUUCAUCUUAUGCGGAGUUUUUCUUGUCCUCCACAAUGUGGUUGCAGAUACUUGUAUUUCCAUGGAUCAGUGGGUCCAAAACCCAACAUCACACACAGCCUUGGAUGACAUCUUGCCUUGUGUGGAUAACGCAACUGCACAAGAAACUUUGUUACGAUCCAAAGAAGUUACUAGUCAACUAGUUGGCUUGGUCAACUUGGUGAUUGGCAAUAUUGCUAACACUAAUGUACCUCCCAAUACUCCUCCACCAUUGUACUUCAACCAAUCAGGUCCAUCGGUGCCUAAUCUUUGCAACCCAUAUAACUCAAAUCUGUCUAAUCGCACAUGUGCAUCGGGUGAAGUUAACUUCAACAAUGCAUCCCAGGUGUGGAAGAACUAUGUCUGCGAGAUUAAAAAAGUGAGCGGCAAUGAGAUUUGUACCACAACAGGACGGUUAACACCUACAAUGUAUAGCCAGAUGAAUUCAGCAGAAAAUGUGGGCUAUGCUUUGAAUCAUUACACGCCAUUCUUGGUUAAUCUUCAGGACUGUACUUUUGUGCGCAGCACUUUUAGCUACUUCAGUGCCAACCACUGCCCUGGAUUGAGGAAAUACACCCAAUGGAUUUAUAUUGGUCUGGUGUUGGUGUCUGCUGCUGUUAUGUUUUCUUUGAUCUUCUGGGUUAUCUAUGCCAGGGAGCGAAGGCAUCGUGUCUAUACCAAGCAAUUCAUGGCUGGCCACUAAAAAACCUUCUAAUAUGCUCUAGGGGGAGGCAGAACUGCAGGAGAUAUUCGAGUUGGAUAUUGUUCAUUCUUUUGUGUAUACAGAUGUAGUGUGCGAGAGUUCUUUGUACAUUAUUGUCAUUCGUAUUUUCAGACCUAGAUGGACAUUUAUGUGAGUAUAUGUUAGAAAUAGAUACAAAUGUCUCAUCAUUUCCUGGUAUUGCAGUUUGUUGCUGUAUGACAGUAUGAGGCUUUGUAUUGAGACAUAUUGAUACUACGGAAUUGUACUAGGGAGAGAAUUAGCUGCUAAUCGUACAUCUGUUAAUGUUUUUAGUGUUCAUUAUAAUUCUUUAAUGUCAUUUUUCUUUGUGUAAACACUUUUUGAAUCCAUACAUGGUUUUACCUGCCUUC